This is a messenger RNA of Xyrichtys novacula (pearly razorfish), 13729 nucleotides long. NCBI's taxonomy places the organism in Eukaryota, Metazoa, Chordata, Actinopteri, Labriformes, Labridae. The record is from the annotation of a GenBank genome assembly.
AUGAUGUCAGGUCCACUGCAGGAUUCACACAGGCUGUCUGUGAAAACGUGGACCGAGGAGGAGAGCGACCAAGCAGACAGCACACUGAGCAGGUACACACGUGUGUGGUGUUUGAUAUUUCAAGUCACAGUGAAGCUUAGACUGUAAGUCAAUUGUAAAUCAUUGACACCAGACCAACUGCAUGGGACUGCUCAGUGAAUAACCUUGUAAGACAAAGACAAAGGGGCAGCUUGAUGGAUUGAAUACUGGUUCAGUAUUCAGUUCAAAUGGUUCAGUAUUUUCAGUCAGUUGUUUAGGAAUAUAUAUAUAUGUAUAUACUGUAUAUGUAUAGAUAGAUAGAUAGAUAGAUAGAUAGAUAGAUAGAUAGAUAGAUAGAUAGAUAGAUAGAUAGAUAGAUAGAUUUUCAUUUAGAUUUCAUUUAGAGUUUGAGUUGAUUAUUGAAACAGAAUAUUAAUCACCCUUCACAAGGAGGGUCAGCCAUAGAGGGUCCCUGCUGAAGAGUCUGGCUGUCAAAAGAGUGGAACAAGAUUCACGGAAAGAUGAGAGAGUAGGUGCAUGAAGAGUCAGGACAGGUCAGGUCAGUCAGGACAACAACUGUUGCUCAAUAAUACGACCCUCCUGAACCUAACAGGGUCAGAAGAGUCUUAUCUGGGUUAAGGGGAAAAACACUGGACUGUUGCCUCUCAGGUCUAAGGUCCUCUUUCCAGAUGAAAGUCAAAUGUGGACUGGAAAUCAAGGUCUCUGAGCCUGGAGAGAGAUCUGAGUGGCUCAGAAUCCAAGUUACUUGAGGACCAGCAUUAAGUUUCCACUUUCUGUGAUGACUUAGGGUGCUGUGUCAUCUGCUACUUUUGGUCUACUGUGUUUUAUCAAGUCCAGAGACAGUCUGCCAGGAGAUUUUAGAGACCUCCAUGCUUCCUUCUCCUGACCAGCUGUAGAUGCUGAUUUCCUUUAAUCCAGAAACUGGUUUAUUAAACUCUGGUGUUACUGUGCCUGACCGGACCAGUAUUUGUUAAGCGGACAAUGAGAAGCACGCAAGUAUACUCUGCAGUGUUAAGGGCUGAUCACCUUAUAACCACAGUGCACUUUUUAGAAGAUGAUUUUUUUUGUUUGUUUUUAAAUCAAAUCUGUUAUUGAUAAUUGAUAAUAGGAAAUAUUCUAAUUAUUUGAGAUACUUGAUUUUUACCAACAGGCUACAGGAAAUUUAUGAAAGUUUACCUUUUUGAUUUUAAUUAUAUUGAAUUAACUUUCUCAUAUUAUUCAUAUUCAUUAAUGCCCCUGUGUGUUUUAUCUUGUUUUUAGCUCUACACUAAUCAAUAGUUUGUUGUUUUACAAAUCCGUGUAUGUAAAUUGAAGCCGUUUGCUGUCCUAUGAUUUUAGAUCUAUAUGAAGCCAUUGUAAUUUUCCUGUGAUGUAUUUUGUGAUGUGUUCAUGUGAGUAGAGCACAGUCUAUGUGUGAUGACACCUCCUCAGAGCUUCAGAGAAUGGCAGCCAUUGACAGAAGAGAGGUCAAUUCCCAGAAUUCUCUCCGUGGGCGUGGUGCUCUGUCCAGGUAUGACAGUUGAUUGAUGAUCAACCAUACAAGCAGACAGGUGUGAAUAUGUGUGUGUGUGUGUGAAAAAGUGAAUUAUCAGUGGAGUGUAAUAUACCAGCCUAUCAUUAGUCUGCUUGUCUGCUGUCAGGAUAGUCAACAUGGUGAUGACUCUGAGAGAAUGGGCACAGAAGAGUCUGACAGAGGAGACUGAGCGGCCUGAUUCCUUCUUGGAACGUUUCAGAGGCCCCGCCCACACUGACCAACAAGCUCCAUCCAGCAGGUUCAGCCACACUGGUUCUGAUGUAGAUAACGAGAUCAGACGCUCCAGACACAAGUAAGACAACGAGAACCUGACGAGUCACAUACACGGGAAACAGUCACGAAACGAAAAAAAAAGGAUUCUUGUUCAGGAUGAGUUUUUCCGCUUUCUCUCUCUCAGGAGGAAGACGUUUAGUGUCGUGGUCCUGUCACCAUCUGAUGAUGCGUACUACCACUGGUUGUUGGUGAUUGGUGCUACUGUCUUUUAUAACUGGACUCUGCUGGUAGUCAGGUUUGAAUUGUUAUUACUGCUUGACAAUGGUAGCAGCAGUAGUUUCAAUACCGUCACUAGCACAGAUGGAAACUGCAGAGCUGAGCUCAUUUGAGGAGUAACUAAGCUGAAAAUGCAAACUACAUGUGAGGUUAUCAGGUAGAUAGAAUUAGCAUAAAUAGUGAACUGCAGAUUGAAAGCUUAGGAAAGAAAAAGGACAGCAAAAAAAAGCACAUGCAGAGACAAAUGACUCAACAAUAGAUGAGUAUCUUUAGACCAAACAGGUCAAAAAAGAGGGCAAGUUCGUCACAUUUUGAUACUGUAGGGUCCAAUGUGAUCGGAUAUUAUGAUAUCUGACAUUUACAUACACCUACCUUUAUGUACUUUUCUCAAAAGUUGUGGUAAAUCAGCUUUCCUUAAAAAUGUAGUGAUUUGAAAUGAGCCUCAUACGGUCGCACCAAAAUAUAUGUAGCGAUUUGAAAUGAGCCUCACAAGGCCGCACCAAAAUAAUACUUGGCGAUUGGAAUUUAUAAUAAAUGUCUGAAGAUUAAUAAUCUCAAAUUAUGACAUUUAUGCACUCGUUGAAAGGGGCACCACCCACCCUUAAUGGUGGGAAAACAAAGAAAACAAAAGUUUAAUUCAGAAAUCAAACAUCAAGUCAGUUUUAAUUAAUCAGUCUUAAUUAAUCAGUCUCAUAUCUUAAGUCGAAAUUCUAAUUUCAGGGACUCCACUUCUGGAAGAACACUAACAGACAGGAACUUAGAAAAAUAAUGAUCUGUUUAUUACAGGAUAAAUGAUGGUACAACACACAUGCAAUAAAUGAUGAUAAGAUAAUGAGGAUAAAAUAAUAAUAGGUGAAUAAAUAAAGAUUCUGAGUCAGGCUAGGAGCACUAAAGUUAAUGAUAGUGAGUGAAUAUGCGCUAACAUAUUAACCUACACUAACUUUGGUGUCGAGAUAAACUCGGAUGUGGAUUUGGAGGAAUCUAAGAUCACCAGAAAUAGGUGGAUAUCUGAGUUAUGAACGCGUGAGACAGCACCAGCCCUCUUUGGAGCUCUGGAGGUUUGCAUACUUAAGUGAGACUGGUCCUUGGAGAAGAUGGAGCAGGUUCCGAAGGUCCGGGCUACUGGCGGUUCGAGCGGUUCAGCUCAGAAGACGACUGAAGUCAGCCGAAGGAUGAGCCAGGAGUUGCAGCACUCGGGCCCGAAGCAAAGCCAGCGCCUGUGGAUCCUGUGGAUGCUCGUUUGGGUACUUCUUUGGUCUCACUCAAAAACUCUGGCACAGAGGAUGACCUGGGCCUGUUGGGUUGCGUUCGGAGGUGACUUUGAAAUCACGCAGAAAACUCAGAAAAACGAGGCUCGAAGAGCAGAGAAAACUUUCAAAAAUGGCUUCGCGAAAUUAAAGAAAAAUCAAUCAAAGGCUUAAUCUUGAAUUGCUAUGUGCACAAAAAGUUGAAGUUUCAAAACUUGAACUAAGACGAUGUUAAAGAAAAAUCAACGUGAAUCAACACGUGGCGUAAAACUUAGAAGACUAAGAAAAAGUUCUAAGAGAAAACAAAGAAACGCACCACAGAAGGGUGUGGGCAGAAGAGAAGGGGCAUAAGAGCCGGGGACAAGAGAGUCAGUAGAAGAGCAGAAGCAUAAGAGAGAGUAAGAGGAGCAUAAGAGGAAUAAGGCAAGAGAUGGACAAGAGAGUGAGCAACCCCACUUCACUGGUUUUAUCUUCUCACACUGGGUGUGUCUGAGGAGAAAGAGGAGGGGGUCAUCGGGUCUCUGAUUAUUUGAUCUAACUUAUUCUUUUGGCUGGUAAAAGAGUCAGAUCUGAUACUCACUCACUAUGAUUAAUAUCAUUGAAUGCUUGGUUUCAUGAUAAAUAAUUUGAUACUAAACACAUAUGAAUGAAGUGUAGGAUCACAUCAAACAUUCUCAUUAUGUUUUAAGUAUCACAUUGAACAUGCUAAAUUACUCUGAAAUGAAACAGAUAGUAACACAUAGAAACUGUGAACAACAAAAGAGUAAACACGUGAAUGAACGUCAUCAUGAUUAAUAAUGGAUUCUAAAUACUCACAUUCAGAUUAUUCAGUGACAUUAUAACCACCUAAUGGUUAAGAUACCAAAUAAAUAGCUAAAAUAUAAACCAAACAUUUCUAAACUAUUUCUGUUACUUAGAGUAAACUUAGGAUUCAUAGUCAAUAAAUUUAACUCUUAAAAGUUCAUGAAACAGUCUGAAAAGCUGUUGGUCUAAAGAACUAAAGAAUAAGGAUUUAUUCUGUCAGAUAAGAUAACUUGGCUUCUGAAGCACAUAGAAAAACGGGAAACAUCUCAUUUUAACACAAAUUUCAUGAUUAGACAGAUUAGUACAUUGCUGAAUGCAUAAGAUGUCAUGAUCAGUCAUUUGUAUUCUUUCACCAAAGGAAUGCAGUCUUUAUCAGUGUAUGGUCGAGCAGGGUUUUACGACCGAGGUCUGGAGGUCAGUGUCCCCCCUUAUCCUGGGGUCCGUAUGUUCACACACUUUAAGACGCUUAAUCUCAAAUGGGAGAUCUGGGUUGAGGUUAAUGUUUAUUUAGAUGGUCAGCAAAUGGAGUCAGUUUGAAAGGUAAUAAAAACUCUGUCUCUGUUCGCCGAACUGACCAAUCCUGAAGAGUCAGAGGUUUAGUCAACCUCCGGUUGGGUCACUUAUUUAACCUGAAAGUGCAAACACGUCUGGAAAGAUUUAUAUCCUGUUUCCUGGGACCAGAUAAGGAAACUUUCCUGUAAGGAAUGUGUGGGUUUCACAUCCAGGGUUGUCUUGAUUGCUACAAAAAAAUGACUGAUUACUAAUUUGCUUGUAUCAUAGCAUCAUAUCACAACAGUCCAUAGAUUUAUCCUGCCAACAAACCUGUCAUUUUAUUUUCCUUGAGUAUCCUCCCAACAGCAUCCAACUUGACAUAACCUCUGGCAUAUUUUCAGCCCAUCAGCUACAGAGACAGAUUUUAUUACCUGGGUAUGAUACUCAUACAAGAUAAUAUUCAGGCUCAUCUUGCUCUAUGUCUUCUAGAGAUGAUAACACCUCACUUUAACAAGACAGUUCAAAUGUCUGUUCACAGUCCUGAGGGUUCAACAAGUGAUCCAGAUUUGAUGUAGUUCUUCUUCUUAGUGUCAACCAUUACCCUGGCAGGAAAGACUUUCAAAAUGCACAACCUACAGUUGUCUUCAACAGCUAAUAAGGUUGAGAACAUUAUCCCACAGGACUUUCUGAGAGGGGUUUAUCUUACUUGUAAUGCCAUUGUUACUACCACAUAUGUCAGCAGGUAGGUUUGUUCAUUAUGCAUGAUUUCCCUGUUUCUUUGUCUACAGGGCCUGCUUUGAUGAACUCCAGAUGGCAAAUGUGCUGGUCUGGAUGGUCCUAGACUACAUCUGUGAUGGAGUUUACAUUCUGGAUAUAGCUGUCCGCCUCCACACAGGUACUGGGAAAAUAAAUGUGAUAAGUGUAAGAUUUGUAGUUUUUUCAUGGCAAUAUGGAAAUGUUGUUUUUUAUUGAGAUAAGCUCUAUGAUCUUGGUCAUAGCUCGCAUCAACACAGAGGUUUCAGUAGAGGUGAUCGUGAGUGGACAGCCUUCAAAAUGUUAGGAAUCGAACAAAGGCUAGGAUCCAAAAAUGCAGAGGCAAAAGCCCAAAUUUAUUGACAAUAAACAAUAGAACAAAGUAACAACAGAAAAUCGCCGUUUUCGGGAAGAGGCACGGUUGGCUCGGACUGCCACUAAAAAGACACAAAUACAGAGUUAGAAAAAAGGUCACUGCAGCAAGGCAAAUAGCUGGUGAAAAAACAAAGUUCAAAUGAUAGUGCCACGUGGGGCAAGUAACAACUAAGGAUGUAAAAGUCAAAGUGCAACAGAAAAUCGCAAACCAAAAAAUCUUCUCAACUGGAGGAAAAAACACGAACAAAAAAAUCCCCGUUGCUCAAGGGAAAAAUUCUCUGGAAAGUAACAAAAGAAUUCACAAACAAAUACUGAGAGGUAGGCUGGAUACACGGGCGGGAGAUCAGGGAGCUCGGCAUGGCAAGACACGUGUAGCAUGAAUGAGUCCGGCACUGAGUCGACAGAGGAGCUGGCAUAUAAAACCAGGUAAUUGACAACAACGAGAAUCAGGUGCGUGCAAUCAGGCGGCAGUAGCUCAGGAGGUAGAGCUGUCGUCCAAUAACCGGAAGGUUGGCGGUUCAAUUCCCCCCUAAUCCAAGUCUGUCCGUUGUGUCCUUGGGCAAGACACUUAACCCACCUUGCUCCCAGUGUGUGUCCUCCACUGGUGUAUGAUUGUGAAUGUUGUGUGGUGGUGGUCGGAGAGGCCAUAGGCGCAGAAUAGCAGCCACGUUUCCACCACCACCAAAGUGUGACUGUGUGAGUGAAUGAAUGAUGUAUCCAAUGUAAAGUGCUUUGAGGGUCUCUGAUAAAGCGCUAUAUGAAAUCUAAUGCAUUAUUAUUAUAAUCAGUCCGGGCCAUGUCAUUCAUGCAGGUUGGUAACCACACAGCUGCACCCUUGAGACAAACUGUUCAAGUGGUAUUAUGCUAGUUUAACAAGACAAAGCCUACACACAAAUAUAUAUCCUCUUUCUAGACCAAAAUACGAACAAUGUGCAUUGUAUGAUGAGAUGCUAUCCAAGCAGAGCAUUAUAGCAGUUUGCUCCAUCUUGAGCACAACAUAUGACCGUCAAUUAUGACCAUCAUUAAGGGCUUACAAUAGCACAAAUAGAGGUUAUUUAACUGGCAAGUAACUCUGGUGCAAACUAGAGUGGGUGACAACAUUUAAGCACUUAGUUGAUGAAGUGGGUGCACUGAGAUGGGUGUUUAUGUGGCUUCUUGGCUUCUGCAGCUCACCUAAUGUGGACACAAGAGGAACAGGUAUAAUUUUGACACAUUGUGCUCUCUGAAAUACUGGCAGCACAGACACAGAAAAGGGCAGAGGCCUGUACUACGAAGCUGGAUUUGGUCUUAGCGAGAUAACUUCUGGAUAACUUCUGGGUUUUCUGUACUACGAAGGUGGAUCUCUUUUUAUCCGGGUCUGUUGCCCCGGUAACUUACGCGGAACGCCAAACCAGAGGCCUGGGGCCUGUUCUACGAAGCAGGAUUACUGCUUAGCGAGAUAACUUCGAGGGUAAGUUCGGGGUUUCCUGUUCUACGACGCGGGUUCACCUCUUAGCGAGGCGAGUCUCCAUAGCAACGUACGCUGAACGGCUAAACUGCUCCGGGGCAGGUUAAGUUCCAGAUUGAACUCAAAGAGUAUAAGAACCCCGCCCACUGACCAAUGAGCUCUCUCGAAAAACGGCUUGUCCGUUCUCGGAGGAUCCUGUAGACCUCGGUGCUCGCAUUGUCCGAGGAGGAGCACUCCGGCUCGCGAGAGUUUACAGGGAGAGUUUUCUCCGGAUGACCACCUUUAUGAAAGGCUCAUAUGGCCGACAUAUUACACAAAAACAUGUAAACACGAUAGGAAUGAACAAAUGAAUGAUUCAUCUUGGAAAUGAAUGGGCAUGGGCUGCGCGAUCACAGACAACAUCUCGGUACUAUUUAGUAGCAGCGCACGCCGCUUAUAAUAACCCCCGUAAAUACUGUUGUUCAGGACUGUUACUUGUGCUUCCUACCUACUGUAAUAACCGUUGUUCUUGCCCACAUGCAACACUUUUGUUCUCAUUCAUGAAACGCUUAAAUCGGGGACAUUUUCGGGGACAGCUUUAGCCGGGGACAGAUCAUCCAAUUCGGGGACUGUCACCUUAGUUAAAAGCGCAUGUUGAACAGUGCUUUUUCAGGGUGAUAAUGGCAUCAAAGAUGCAUUUUCUGCCAGCAUUCCCUCAGUGCUUUUGCGGCGGCGACGGUGUUGCUUUUGGCGUUUGUGAUAGCUUUCAAUUCUUCACACAUUCUCAUGAUCGUCUCCUGCUCCUUGUUUGUAAAGUCUGCGGUCCUUCACUCUCCAGCCUGCUCUGACGCUCCAGACGGAUCCAUGUUCGCGAUUGGUCAGAUGCGGCGGGCUCCGCCUUAUAUGUGUGCACGCGCUCAUAGCAGAGCUGGAUCCACUUAUGAGGUUGAUAACCAGCGUCGUAAAACCGCUUAGCGAGACCGCUGGCUACCGCGCUAAGUUGAGCGAGGUAGCUCCAAACCUACCCCGCUAGGUUGAACCUACUUCGUAAAACAGGCCCCUGUACUACGAAGCCGGAUUUGGUCUUAGCGAGAUAACUUCUGGAUAACUUCUGGGUUUUCUGUACUACGAAGGUCGAUCUCUUUUUAUCCGGGUCCGUUGCCCCGGUAACUUACGCGGAACGCCAAACCUGCUCCGGAGCAGGUUAUGUUUCAGGAUAAGAUCUCAGCAGGUAUAAAAAACCGCCCACUGACCAAUCGGAUCUCUUGGAAAAUGGCUUGCCCACUUUUGCCGGAUCCCGGGGACAUCGUUGCACGGAUAGUGAGAGGAGCGCUUCGCCGAGAGCGUUAUAUUCAUGAUCGUUCAAAUCCGUUUGAUUUACCUGAUGACGUUCUCUAUGAACGUUACAGGUUUUCCUCGGACGGCCUCAAUAUUCAGGUAGCAUGAAGUCUAAGCAAUACACUAAAAUUUGCCAAGCUCCAGGUUCAAAUUUGUUAGUCAUCUUUCAGAAUUCAUUGAAGCAGAUUAGAAAACUCUUAACCCCAAAUGUGUCUGCAGAUGACGUGACCAUCAGAUGAUAGAGAAAAAAAAAAGGCAGUGUGAGGAAAUCACUGUUUACGUGUUGAAAUAUGUACAAAUAAAAUCUUCCAAUAAACUUACAAACUACUUUAAAGGAUGUUUUUAGAUUUAUUUUUAUUUGCUCCCACGUACUCUUUUCCCCACUGCUGUUGUAUCUGAAAUAAUGAGGUCAGUGAUGGUGGUGAUCACACACGCUGCAUGACAAUAUAUUAGGGGGCCAUAAAUUUAUGAACGCACAAAUGUAAUUUACACAACCGGUGAUUUUUUUUUGCCGGCAGUCCCUCCGGCUUUUAGCGGCUGUGUCUGUCUCACUGUUUAAAUAAUGCUCUGUUCUUCAGCUGUGAAAAAUGACGUGCAGCCUCCUCCAUUGUGGAGAUUGGUCCGGUGGCACUGACCCGACCCCCUUUACGUGUGCGCGCACAGAUCUGAACUGGAUUCAGUUAUCGAGUUGAUAUCCUGCUUCGUAGUACAGCUGAUCGGGAUCGCGGAGAUCCGGUGAAGUUGAGCGAGUUGUCGCAGAGUUAUCCUGGAUUUGUUAAUCCAGCUUCGUAGUACAGAGGCCUGUACUACGAAGCUGGAUUAACACAUCCAGGAUAACUCUGCGACAACUCGCUAAACUUCACCGGAUCUCCGCGAUCCUUUCCGUAUAAAACAUGGCCUACUUUUGGGUCAAUGUGCAGAUGUUACAGAUUUCAAUGUUAGUCAGUGGAUUGUGGAUUUUACCCAGAUAUGAAUACAAAUCUUGCCUGGCCUGCAACUGUCCCCAAUCUGUCAACCAUGACAGAGCACCAUGUGUUAACCCAACACACUGUUUUUAACAAGUGCUAACCAUGUGACUUAGAAAUCAACUAAACAACGAUUAAAACUAAGUUGUGAUUAAUUCCAUACCAAAUAAACCACAUGAAAAAAUUCCUUUAAUACAUGAAAACAAGUUUUUUUUCCAGUUAAUCCAGAAGAUUAUGCCAAAUAUGUCUUCUGUCCUGCCGGUGGGAGGGUCCAACUGAGCAUCUGCAGUAUCAGUGUCAUCAAUCUAGCAUGUUUCUGAUUGGAGUAAUAAGCAUUGUUGCAACUGUUCACAGUCUCCCCUUUCUUUCUUUCUUUCUUUCUUUCUGGACAUGGUUAAAAAAAAAAUAUAUAUAUAUAAAAAAACACACACAAAACAACAGUUAAGAAUAAAAUGAAAUAAGUGCCUCACUUAGAAGCACAUCAAUCUUACUUAUCACAACAAAAUAAGAACAAAACCAAAACCAGAGUAUCCACAUGUCCAAAAAAGGGGUAAGAAGAAGUCAAAGACUUGUCUAGUCUUACCCCUCUGUUACUGAUCUCAUGUAACUUAACUUAAACACUAUAACUAAAUGUCUAUAGAAACAAACAAUUACUUCCUUUGAUGAGAUGUAAGGUUAACCCUCAUCUGGAUGUAGGACAGAAACUAAAACCAAGUCAUAAGAGUCAACAGAAGUUUCACAUCGAACUUCUGCCACAGUGGCUCCACAGUCACCCCUCCCUCGUGCUUGUGCAUUGAUUCCAUAGCAGAGUGAAAGAAUAUGAUUUUAUAUUGCUCACACUGUCUCACCCCUGUUACCACCUCUGAUCACAGCUCAAGGUCAGGAAAACUCUGUUCCAAUGUUAUUCCUCCAUAACAUUUAUGAUGAAGUAUACACAUGCCACAAGAAUAAAACACUCAACUUGAAUGUAAGAGGGACGAAAAACAAAGUCUAAGGAUGAUGGUGAGCCUGAUACUGGCUCAGGUAGGAGUGUGGUUUUAAGUUAUUUAUAAUAACUACCUUAGCAGGGUUAGUCCUCCUUUGUAUGGAUUCUACUGCAUAACUGUGUGGUUCCUGCAUGGCUCUAAGGUUCUGGAUCCAAUCAGUCUUAAUUUGAACUACAGUAGUAUGUUUUAUCUGAGACACACCAACAUUAAUUUGACUUUUUUUUCUGUUAUUACAUCGUUAAGGUUUCUUGGACCAAGGUUUGAUGGUGAAGGAUGUGCGGCGCCUCAGAGAAACCUAUGUUCGAACCUUACAGUGUAAACUUGACAUUUGCUCCAUCCUGCCCACUGACCUCCUCUACCUGAGUGUGGGAAUCAGUUACACUCCUCUUCUUCGAUUUAACCGUCUGCUGCGCCUCCCCCGCCUCUUUGAGAUGUUUGAGCGUACUGAGACACGAACUAGCUACCCCAACGCUUUCCGGAUCUGUAAGCUGGUUCUGUACAUCCUGGUGAUCAUUCACUGGAAUGCCUGUGUUUACUACAGCUUCUCCAAGGCCCUGGGACUGGGAUCAGAUUCAUGGGUUUAUCCUAAUGCAUCAGAUCCUGAGUUUGGCUCCCUGACUAGAAGUUACAUCUACUGUCUGUACUGGUCCACUCUAACACUGACCACCAUUGGAGAGACGCCUCCUCCUGUCAGAGAUGAAGAGUAUUUGUUCCUGAUUUUUGACUUUCUGGUAAGUUUGUGGCAAACUAACCGAGAUCAUCUGACUUUGACUGGCCUUUGAGUGAGCCUUACAGCAUUUUGAUUACAGUUAUUCCGGCCCAUCUACAGGCUCACACAAAUGUUUUUCUCUGUUUUAGGUUGGUGUCCUGAUUUUUGCCUCCAUUGUGGGAAACGUUGGCUCUAUGAUCUCUAAUAUGAAUGCCACCAGAGCAGCUUUUCAGAGCCGUGUAGACACGCUGAAACACUACAUGCACUUCAGACACGUAAGCAAGGGGCUAGAGCAGCGGGUCAUCCGCUGGUUUGACUACCUCUGGACCAAUCAGAAGACAAUAGAUGAACAGGAAGUUCUGAGGAGUCUGCCCAAUAAACUGAGAGCAGAGAUUGCUAUCAACGUUCAUCUGGACACACUGAAGAAGGUAGAGACACAUUUAUCUAUCCUCUUUAUCUCUGAUAAAGCACUAUAUGAAAUCUGAUGCAUUAUUAUUAUUAUUUUAGUACAGUGCAGUAGAAGCUUAAUUACUUCUGUGUGUGUGUGUGUGUGUGUGUGUGUGUGUGUGUGUGUGUGUGUGUGUGUGUGUGUGUGUGUGUGUGUGUGUGUGUGCACGCAUGUGUUGUUUCACCUUUGUUUCUGACAUAGGUGCGUAUUUUCCAAGACUGUGAGUCAGGCCUUCUUGUAGAAUUGGUCUUAAAACUUCGGCCGCAGGUCUUCAGUCCUGGAGAUUACAUCUGUAGAAAGGUCAGUAUUUCUUAUAAGGGUGGGUAGGUUUUCUAAAUUUCCAACACUGAACUGAAAAACUGUUAUAAUGUAUCAAACCGCUACCCAAAAAUUCAGUUUUAUGUCCUUUUUAAUCUGUAUAUGCUACCUGUUAAAAAAGUCAUCAGGAGGCAUGGCAUCAACUUUCAUAGCAAUGCAGAUAAAACACAGCUGUGUCUCCUCAUGACCCAGGACUGACUGAUUCCCCUUUUAACUGUAUUUUAGAUUUGUGUCAUGUAUGACAGAGAAUGUCUCAAAGCUUUAACAGGACAAAAUGCAGGUUUUAGUCAUGCAGGUACUGGCACCAAGGGAUGCAACAGUACUUUUAUUGUUUUCAAAUAAUCUUUGUGAUCGAUCUCAUUUUAUAUAUUUCUUAACUAAUUUCUAAGUGUUAUGAGUUUCUCCAAGUUUUACCUUCAGUGUUUCCUCAUCUUGAGCUCAUAAUGGUGUUUCCUUCAUUCCUUAAUCCUUAAGUUCAUUUUUUAUUUGGUCUUUUCCUUUUUUGGUCUUGUUGUUUAAUACUUUUUGUUUGUGAUGACCUGGACUAGGAAUGAGGGUUUUGAUUGUAUACACUUUUCAAUGUAAAACAUAAUGUGCUUCAUUUUGUAGUUUGUAACACAAAGAAAGUCUUACUGAUUGUUGAUUGAAGUCAUUAAAACCCACAGAAUGCAUGUUGAGUGCGUUCCGUCAGCAUCAUGUGCUACACAGCAAAUACACUCCUGUUUUAACCAAUGCAGCAUUGCACACAGGAGUCAAAAUAUUCAAAAUACAGGUUAAACCAAGUCAAAGGCUAAGCAGUCUCAGCACCCAAUAUUUUGAAGCCAUCACACUCAUUGUAGUGGUUGCUGGUUCAGUUCUCGAUUAAGACCCUAUGCGACAUGUCUAUGUCCAAAUGUCCCGCCUCUCUUCAGCUGUCCCAUCUAAUAAAGGCAAAAUGUCCAUAUUUUUGCCUUUUUUAAAGAUUUUUCCUCUCAUUUCUCUCAGUCCUGGUGCUGAUAUACUUCCAUAUGUUUUAUAAGCAGGAAUCCAUGGUGACCCAAGAGAUGAUAGGACACAGAUGUUUGUUAUUGUGCCUAUCUGCUCAAGGGACUCAUUUUUAAAUCUCUAAUCCUUUUCUUUUGUUUUUGUUUCUUUUCAAGGGUGAUGUGGGUAAGGAGAUGUACAUAAUCAAAGAAGGCCAGCUGGCAGUGGUGGGGGAGGAUGGCUUCACCCAGUUCGCCGUUCUGACUUCAGGAAGCUGCUUUGGAGAAAUCAGUAUCCUCAACAUCAGUGGCAGCAAGAUGGGGAACAGACGUACCGCCAAUAUCCGCAGUCUUGGAUACUCAGACCUGUUCUGCCUUUCCAAACAAGACCUGAUGGAGGCGCUUCAGGAGUUCCCCCAUGCCAGAGCUCAGCUGGAGCAGAGGGGGCGGGACAUCCUGCAGAAGGAGGGUCUUCUGGAGGAAAUAAAUGUAUCUGCAGGAGAGGACGUGGAAGAGAAGCUGGAGAGGCUGGAAACCAGUCUGGACCGUUUACAGGUCACAGCCAUUAGCCUGCUUCUUCUAGUUCUGUUGAUACCAUUGUCAUGUUUGAAACAAAUCAUACAGUAUUAAAAAUAAUGUAAUCUAAUGAAUACUUUGUUUUCAGACAUGUUUGGCCCGGCUGCAGAGCGAGUUCAAUUCUUCUCAGCUCCGUCUCAAGCAACGACUCACAACUCUGGAACUAAACACCACCACAGUGGUGACAGGAAGUGGUUUCCUGUCAGAUGGUAAUGAAAGUGGCUCUGGCGGUGAUGGUGCUCGCAGUGAAAUCAACAUCCGGCUCUGA